AUCUUCAGCCCGGUUGGUCCGAGCAAAGGGCGCUUGGUACAGACACGAAACGUUUCUGACCCGGGAGUGAAUUGGGAAAUCUCUGGCGAGUCCAGGGGCACAGGACACCCAAAUCGGAGGAACCAUUCAGAACUGGAAGGUGACAGGAAAACAACGUCCACAUUGUCCGAAAUCGGUCUAUGGCAGCUGUGAGGCGUUUGCGGACGUCCAGGUCUGAAGAGGUUGAAGAGAUGGACGGAUGGGUAGACUUUAUACAGAAAGUCAGUGUCCUGCAGUGGGUUCUGACCUUCUUGUUUAUGGGUGCGUUCUUCACCCUACUGACCAUCUACCUGCUAUUUACCUCGCUGUGGCUCCUCCCCACUGCCUACCUGCUAUGGAUGGUGCUGGACUGGAGCACCCCAGAAAGAGGGAGCAGACAGAGUGACUGGGUGCGAAACUGGCCCGUGUGGAGACACUUUAAGAACUACUUCCCCGUGAAGCUGGUGAAGACCACAGAACUGAGCCCCAGUAAGAACUACAUCCUGGGCUCCCAUCCCCAUGGUAUUAUGUGUGUGGGGGCCUUCUGCAGCUUCAGCACUGGAUAUGGCGGAUUCUCCAAAGCCUUCCCAGGCCUGCGGGCUAACCUGGCCAUCUUGGCCGGGCUUUUCCGCCUUCCAAUCUUCCGGGACUACCUGAUGUGUGCAGGCAUGUGCCCCGUGAGCAAGCCCAGCCUAGAGCACCUCCUCACCAGGCGUGGCAAAGGGAAUGCCGUGGUGAUAGUGACAGGGGGUGCUGCUGAGUCACUGGACUCUGCUCCAGGGAUCAAUGUUGUGGUCAUGAAGCAGAGGAAAGGCUUUGUCCGGCUGGCCCUGGAAUACGGGGCUGAUCUGGUGCCAGUGUACUCCUUUGGAGAGACUGAGCUCUUCAAGCAGGUGGUCUUCCCUGAGGGCAGCAUGGCCCGCAGCCUGCAGACGACCUUCAAGAAGCUCAUAGGCUUUGCCCCCUGCCUCUUCAUGGGCCAGAGCUGGGGCCUCGUGCCCUACAGGAGGCCUGUCACCACCGUGGUGGGGGGCCCAAUCCCUGUGCCCAAGCGGCCCUCACCUAAGGAGAUGGUGGACCACUACCACAGCCUCUACAUGGAGGCCCUCACCAAGCUCUUCCACGAACAUAAGGUCAGCUGUGGCCUGUCAGAGUCACAUGACCUCCACAUCAUCUAGCCGUUCGCUGAACGCUGCAGUGGAAAAGGGAGCAACCGUAGCGGAAACGGUGCUCCGGCCCAGCAGAUGGGCACCAGCCAGAUGAGUCCCAACCAGGAGGCACCAGCAAUACAAAACCACAACCAAUAUGGCUGAAAGACUGUUUAGAAAUCUAAUAAAAAUAUUCCUAUUGAUCACA
Messenger RNA from Brienomyrus brachyistius, 1374 nucleotides. It is a transcript of the gene mogat3b, whose product is annotated as monoacylglycerol O-acyltransferase 3b. Gene Ontology annotation, cellular component: endoplasmic reticulum membrane. Gene Ontology annotation, biological process: triglyceride biosynthetic process. The record is from RefSeq and is a predicted model, not a curated record. Gene Ontology annotation, molecular function: diacylglycerol O-acyltransferase activity. NCBI's taxonomy places the organism in Eukaryota, Metazoa, Chordata, Actinopteri, Osteoglossiformes, Mormyridae.